This is a messenger RNA of Trichechus manatus latirostris (Florida manatee), 1345 nucleotides long. Its product is annotated as C-type lectin domain family 4 member A-like. Gene Ontology annotation, molecular function: signaling receptor activity. The record is from RefSeq and is a predicted model, not a curated record. The coding region runs from base 1 to 429 and encodes 142 amino acids. Lineage: Eukaryota; Metazoa; Chordata; Mammalia; Sirenia; Trichechidae. The transcript has 4 exons.
AUGAAGCCCCCUCCACCCUGGAAAGGAUGGAGCUGCUGCCCAGAGAAUUGGGUCAUGUCUAAUACCAGCUGCUACUUUAUUUCUUCUGAAUUGAAUAAUUGGACUGAGAGUGAGAAGAACUGUGCUGGGAUGGGAGCUCAUCUGCUGGUGAUCAACGCCGAGGAGGAGCAGCUAUUAAUACUCCAGAUCCUGGAAAGAGAAUUUGCUUACUACGUAGGGCUGUCAGACCCAAAAGGGACGUGCCAGUGGCAAUGGGUAGAUCAGUCACCAUACAACAGAAGUAUCACAUUCUGGCAUCCUGGUGAACCCAAUAAGCAUGACGAGCGUUGUGUUUUCAUAAAUUCUCGUAAGGGAAUCUGGGGCUGGAAUGAUGCCUUUUGUGUUGAAACUCAAAAGUCAAUCUGCGAGAUGAUGAAGACCUACUUAUGAAUGGAACAUUCUCCAUGGACAUGUGAUUGGGCUGGCAUUCACCAUGAAAGGACUAAUUUGUUCUUUUUGUUUCUGUGGAAGUCUUGUGUAAGGGUUGCCCAUAGAAUUUUUCAAUAAGCUGUCACCUAUUCCACUUAUGAUCGAAUCAGUUCUCACAUUUCAUUCAUCCAUAAAAUGUACACUUAUUAAGCAUUUUCCAUGUUCCAGACACUGUACUAGAAAGCCCUUCGGUGGACACAUGGAGGGAGCAUGAGCUUCCUUUCCUAAUUUGUCUGACUGCUAAGGGAUUAGUUACUGAUAUAAUUAGGUAUUGAUAUAAUUUGAUGUGGUUCCUCCUCCUGUCUGAUUUUCUCUUUUAUGGACUGGUCAGAAGCAAAAGAAUCCCACUCAUAACUUUUAGUUUCUCUCAAAUCAAUUUAUUACUUCAAACUAGAAGCAUAUUAUGUAACAGUAGGCGCAUGAUACACAUUAAUUUAAGGUAAAUUCCAGCUUUGGCCCAGUAGACUCUUUGGGCUUCUUAACAUUCUCUGUUCAGUCUUGGCAUUUAACAUCAGGUACAGACAAAGGGAAAUUAGAGAUUGAACAUUAAAGAUUUAGAAUUAGAGGUCACUGCUGAUGAGCUGAUCUAUAGAAUUAUAUUCUCCCAGUAUUCUGAUAAUUCUUUUCUUUGGUUCAGUUUUAUGGUUUCUGUGCAUGGAUUACUACACAAAAUGUCCCUUGGUUUGUGUUUGUCUCCCUUUUUACUAAAGUUCUUAACCAUCAUUUUCUUUUUACUGAAAUAUAAAAUAUAUGUACAAUAAAGUCUGUAAUUCACUGCCUUAGUCCGGUGAUUAUAAUUGAUUAUGAUAAAGCUUGUCCCGUCCACAGCUAUACUUGUACACCCAUGUAUAGUUCCUAAUGUGACCUCCUGAAAUUA